This is a messenger RNA of Sphenostylis stenocarpa, 1140 nucleotides long. The record is from the annotation of a GenBank genome assembly. NCBI's taxonomy places the organism in Eukaryota, Viridiplantae, Streptophyta, Magnoliopsida, Fabales, Fabaceae.
AUGAAUUCUAGGAGGCUGAUUUAUGCACUUGGGUGGUUCAAACUGUGUGUGGCAUGUACAUUCAUUCAAGUCUCAUUUGGGAAAGCCUCCAACUUCAGCAAAUGUUGGUUCCCAGCAAUUUACAACUUUGGAGACUCAAAUUCAGACACAGGCGCUGUUUCUGCAGCAUUUACUGGGGUGAAGCCUCCCAAUGGCAUAAGCUUCUUUGGAAGCCUCUCAGGAAGGGCUUCUGAUGGCCGUCUCAUCAUAGAUUAUAUGACUGAAGAGUUGAAGCUGCCAUACCUGAGUGCAUAUUUGGACUCUGUUGGAUCCAAUUACAGGCAUGGUGCAAACUUUGCAGUAGGAGGCUCAUCCAUUCGGCCUGGUGGUUAUAGUGCAUUCCCUCUUGGCCUUCAGGUAGAUCAGUUUCUACAGUUCAAGUCUCGCACCAACAUUCUCUUUAAUCAGCUUUCUGACAACAGGACAGAGCCCCCUUUCAAAAGUAGUCUUCCAAGGCCAGAGGACUUUUCCAGGGCCCUAUACACCUUUGAUAUUGGACAAAACGAUCUUGCCUUUGGUCUUCAGCACACUUCACAGGAACAAGUUAUUAAGUCGAUUCCUGACAUUUUGAGCCAGUUCUUCCAAGCAGUGCAGCAACUAUACUAUGAAGGGGCAAGAGUGUUCUGGAUUCAUAACACUGGUCCAAUUGGAUGCUUGCCCUACAGUUACAUUUAUUAUGAGCCCAAGAAGGGUAACAUAGAUGCAAAUGGCUGUGUGAAACCUCAGAAUGAGCUUGCUCAGGAAUUUAACAGGCAGCUCAAGGACCAAGUGUUUCAGCAGAGGAAAAAGUUCCCACUUGCCAAAUUUACGUAUGUUGAUGUUUACACUGCUAAGUAUGAACUAAUCAGCAAUGCAAGGAACCAAGGUUUUACGAGUCCAUUGGAGUUCUGUUGUGGCAGUUACUAUGUCUACCACAUAAAUUGUGGGAAGAAAGCCAUAGUGAAUGGAACAGUAUAUGGCAAUCCAUGCAAAAAUCCUUCUCAACAUGUUAGUUGGGAUGGCAUACACUACUCUCAAGCAGCAAAUCAAUGGGUUGCUAAGAGAGUUCUCUAUGGCUCCCUCUCUGACCCACCAAUUCCAAUUGGGCAAGCGUGUGUCUGA